AUGUUUGCCAACAUUUCAGAUCCUGAAACAUGCUUUGAGGUCAAACAUAACAACCCCACAGCUGAGAGCGGGGACUACUACAUCCAUCCUUCAGCUCCACAGUUCCAGGGUUUGUCUGUGAAGGUCUUCUGUCUGAUGAAUGACACACACCAGCUGGAGUACGUCACUCUGCCCAACAGGAACUUCGGACACUACCCGAAAAGGUCCAAUGGGAAUUGUCUAAAUGAACAGCCAAUUCUAAUAGAGCUUGGUAUUGGCAACGGUGGUGUAACGGAUUACCAAAAGAUUAGGAUCCACCCAUCAACCAUGACAGUUGUCACAACUGACACGACCUUCGCCAGCGGGAACAAGACGACGCCUCUACAGUACGGUGAAGCAGAAGAUUGUUACUCGUAUACAAGUGGCUGUAAGAAAAUAGGAACUUUUCACAUCAACACACUGGGAACAAGGAUGCGGUUUAAGAACGAUCUGACAUGGGAUGUUAAAUCGGAUGGCUUCAAACCUCUUGUGCAAAACAUUACACGUCAACAGAACGGCGCCAUCAUUGACGUUGUUUGUGGAGGAUGGUGCGGUGGGUGCCGCCCCAAGGGGGACAUGGUCCUGUACCCGAACAGUCUGGACAAGGAAACAAAGGACAACAUCCUGAAGUCAUCACCAUGAGUGACUGCUGUAGGAGUACAGGAGUACAAGAGUGGCAGCUGAACGGUAUACAGACACGGAUGUUUUUGUUCUUCGGAAAUCAAUAAAUCGUUAUUUUAUGUGUUUUAGGCCUGGUUUACCUUAACACUCUUCACUUAAGACUUUAUUUGUCAAACCAAGUGUAUAUAUUUUCUCCCGGAAAUGACAUCAUCAAAAGGGGAUUUCAAAACGUUUCAGGGCAGUGAGAAGUGAAAAUAGCUCUAUUCCGAUUUGUCAAAUACUACUGCUCUUACUGCAUAGGGUUAAUUAAUGUUCGGAAACGUAAAUCAAUUUGAUCGAUUUUUUUUCUUCUUUUCUUUUCGGCUGCCAACGGUACAAAAGACCAUUUAUGAGUAGGGCGGGCGCCUCUAGUCUGCGGAAUAUGCUCACAUGUUUGCUAAUACUCUGUAUAAGCACAAACUGAUGACAAGGAUUCUUGAUUGUGUAAAUGUUGUGCAUUGCUGUCAAUGGUGUCAUCUUAAUGAUUUUUAAGUAUCUCUAUAAAGUCUUUUUGUGUUUUUGCACAGGUUGUGCAGAGUAAUUUUUCUUUCAAGCUUUUUCCACAUAAAUUUAACAUCUUUAGUUGAACAUGACUCAGAGUCCAUUUAGUGGCAUUCGUUGAAGAUGUAAAUGUUCAUAGGCAAAGACGUUGACGUGGAAGACGCAGAAAUUGUAUGUACGACAUCUUGUACUGUGAAAACCCAAGUUUUUUUAUUGAUUGUAAAACCCACCUGCUUAGAAACAUCAGUAAACCGAAUAUAGUUAAUUAGAACCAUUUAAAUAUGCAGCACUGCACAUUGACCCUCUUAACUACUCCUUAUACACAAUCAAUGGGUGUACUCACUGUGUCAA
Haliotis rubra (blacklip abalone) is the source of this 1530-nucleotide messenger RNA. Its product is annotated as A disintegrin and metalloproteinase with thrombospondin motifs 9-like. The coding region runs from base 1 to 660 and encodes 219 amino acids. Gene Ontology annotation, molecular function: zinc ion binding; metalloendopeptidase activity. NCBI's taxonomy places the organism in Eukaryota, Metazoa, Mollusca, Gastropoda, Lepetellida, Haliotidae. The record is from RefSeq and is a predicted model, not a curated record. The transcript is spliced from 3 exons.